AUCCUUCCUCCCAGAGGAGAAUCAACCAUAAGAGUCUGUUCUACAAGGCUCAAGGUGCUAUUUCUGAGUUCCCCAGUAAAUGUCCAUCUAACUUACUGCGUAGGUUGCAUUGCACCUCAAAAGACACCAGACCUUUCUCUGCUUUAGCGUCUGGUGGAAAUUCAGGUAUUGCUACCAAGAAAUGUCCUCUUCAUCAUAAAACUGCUCUUGGGCCAUGUUCCAAAACCUCAAGUACCGCCAGACAGUGGUGGAACAAAGGAGAGAUGCUUGGCAAAUGGGAGGGAAAGGCUGUUCACAACCUGAAUUUAAAAAGCGGUUCUGUAUUUAAGGGUGGUAUUCACAGCCAAGAUGAAGAAGAGGUAGCCACCCAGUUAACUCAACUCGCAGCAAUAAUUGAAUCGAGCAGAACAAGCCCCAAUCCGAAGAUGACGACAACCCUUCUUGGUCGAUUACCACCUGAUAUGCAAUCAAAAAAUAAGCAGGAUCAGUGCCUAUUGCAGAAGAAACAAUCGGUAUUUGGGAGGAACAAUUACACCUCCUCGUUAGUCAAGCAAAGGCAGCCACCUCGGAAGAAUGAGAAAUCAGUACCGAGGGCCAAAAGAUUGAAGAAGAAACCUCAAGUAGUACCAGACCAACCAAGUCAGCUACAGCAAGAAUGCCAGUAUAGUGAAUUGCAGGACAUACAGAAAAAACCUAAACUGCGCAGACUUGGGCGCAUUGCAUCACAAGAUGCCAAGCUGUCAGCCUUGGGGAAAAAAUCUUCCAAAACCAAAGGACCGAAGGCGCGGAAUCGGAGUGCUUUGUCAUCCCAGCAAAAACCAGCUGUAUUAUUUCUUCCGAAAACUCAGAUAAUAUUCCAUCGGCCUUUACCGGCUUCAAUACAAGGCAAAAUAAGAAAUAAGCCAUUAGGCUGUGAAAUGGUGCCAGAGCCCCUCAAGACAAUAGGCUUUAGCGAUGCACAAGGUGCCAGCAGCCUGAGUGGGGUCACGGGGGCUCUUCAAUGUGGAGCCCCGCUUUCUAGUAAUCUGCUGACUGUUCCUCAGUUAAAAACAGACUUUUGCAUAAAACAAGGAAGUGAAAACGGGCAGAUGUUUACAGAAAAAGACAAGAAUUCUCAGGUACAACAAACCAUGAAUAUCCCUCAGCUGCAUCCUUUUCCUCAGAUCUUCAGUCAAAGAGCUGAUGGUGACAUCUGCGAGGAAAGCCAAGCUAAAUCACAAGGUGCUGUGGAACAAAAGGAUCAAAAUCUGCAACUGAUCCUCCGUAACGGUGAUGAUGGCUUGCCAGGGGAUACCAUGCACACUCUUAGAAAUGUGGAGCAUAACAAAUUAUAGAGAAGGAUGAGGGUCCAUAUUAUACACACCUUGGAACGGGCCCAAAUAUUGCUGCAGUCAGAGAAAU
This is a messenger RNA of Thamnophis elegans (Western terrestrial garter snake), 1401 nucleotides long. Its product is annotated as methylcytosine dioxygenase TET1-like. The transcript has 2 exons. Gene Ontology annotation, molecular function: DNA 5-methylcytosine dioxygenase activity. Gene Ontology annotation, biological process: oxidative demethylation; positive regulation of transcription by RNA polymerase II. Gene Ontology annotation, cellular component: nucleus. The record is from RefSeq and is a predicted model, not a curated record. The coding region runs from base 264 to 1334 and encodes 356 amino acids. NCBI's taxonomy places the organism in Eukaryota, Metazoa, Chordata, Lepidosauria, Squamata, Natricidae.